AUGGACUCCUCGAAGACUCUGGUUGUUGAUAACGGAACUGGGUUUGUAAAAGUUGGCUAUGCUGGAUCUAAUUUUCCACAAUAUGUAUUCCCUUCCGUUGUUGGACGACCUAUUCUUCGUGCAGAGGAAAAGGUUGGGAAUGUAGAAAUCAAAAAUAUUAUGGUUGGUGAUGAAGCUGCCGAACUUCGUUCGAUGCUUCAAAUGUCAUAUCCGAUGGAAAAUGGUAUUAUAAAGAUAUGGGAGGACAUGAAACACUUAUGGAAUUAUACCUUCAAUGAAAAAUUGAAAGUGGAUCCUAGGGAUUGUAAAGUUUUAUUGACCGAACCACCAAUGAAUCCAACAAGUAAUAGGCAGGAAAUGGUGCGAAUGAUGUUUGAGGAAUAUGGAUUUCAAGGAGUUUACGUUUCUAUUCAGGCUGUAUUAACUCUUUACGCUCAAGGUCUUCUUACUGGGGUAGUAGUCGACUCUGGUGAUGGCGUAACUCAUAUUGUUCCUAUUUUCGAUGGUUAUGCACUCCCACACCAAACACGUCGAUUAGAUGUUGCUGGACGAGAUGUGACGCGUUAUCUUAUAAAAUUGCUUUUAUUGAGGGGAUAUGCUUUUAACAGAACUGCAGAUUUUGAGACUGUAAGGCAAAUUAAGGAAAAACUUUGUUAUGUAAGCUACGAUAUUCCAUUGGAUCAAAAAUUGGCAAACGAAACUACUGUACUCGUCGAGAAUUAUACAUUACCUGAUGGUCGUGUUAUAAAAGUGGGCUCCGAGAGAUUCGAGGCACCUGAAUGCAUGUUCCAACCGCAUUUAAUUGAUGUUGAAAAAUCUGGUGUUGCGGAAAUGCUUUUCGAAACCAUCCAAGACGCUGCGGUUGACAUUCGUCCAGAAUUAUACCGGCAUAUUGUCUUGUCAGGCGGUUCAUCGAUGUAUCCUGGGCUGCCAAGCCGCCUAGAAAAAGAACUUAAGCAAUUAUAUUUAAAAAGGGUCGCAAAAGGCGAUAUUUCAAAAUUAAAGAAAUUAAAAAUUCGAAUUGAGGAUCCACCUAGGCGUAAGCACAUGGUAUUCCUUGGUGGUGCAGUUCUAGCUAACAUAAUGAAGGAUAAACAAUCUUGGUGG
Molecule: messenger RNA, 1107 nt
Organism: Dentiscutata heterogama
Lineage: Eukaryota; Fungi; Glomeromycota; Glomeromycetes; Diversisporales; Gigasporaceae
Source: the annotation of a GenBank genome assembly